UUUUUUUUUAUAAAUAUUUUUGGUACCUUUUUACACUUUAGCCCUUCAAUUUCUUGUUAAUUCUCCUGCAAUGGUUCUAACCCAGAUACCCAAUUACACAUGGACACGUUGUAGGAUACACACUGUUUAUUUCCCUGCCCGUCUCUUUCCCUCUCAAAUCUCUGGCUUUUCCUUUUUCUUUCCUCAAAGCCUUUUUUUUUUCUCACUUUCUACUUUUCUUUUUCUAAUCAAAGACCAUAUUUUUCUGGUCAUUACUUGUCUGAUUAAUAAAUUAAUCUUUAUCUGUUUUUCAUUUUAGGAAAUGAUGGUUAAUUAUUGACAUUUGCGGUCUUGGGUCCUAAAGUUCUGAUGGGUUUUUGCACAUUGUACUGUUCAAUUUUGAUAUUUGGUUGAUUAUCAACUUGAUCUAUUGGGCCAUCAAGGUUUGAGUUAUCUAUUUCUGUUAUUUGAUCUACAUUGGCGAGUUUCCGCAGAUUUUGGUAUAUCUGGUUUUGCAUGUUCUGUUGGGUUUUAGUUUGUUUUAGGUCCUCUGCUUGUUUAUGGAGUUUUACAUUGCAAGUAUUAAAGAGUUUAUGAACAUCUGGGGAGUCUUAGUUUUGUAUGGUUUAUUCGGUUUUGCGCUCCUUUGAGGCGUUUUCUUGAUAAGCUAUGAGAAAUUAUUGGAUUCUGUAGGGUUAUUUUGUUUGUUUUGGCGUUUCUUUGUUGGGUGUUAUAAAAUGAAGAGGUUAAAAAGUGAACCUCCCAGUGGUAGGAGGUGCAAAUUGUCUCAUUUCUUGCUGGGUAUAGGAGCAUUGUACUUGGUGUUUUUAGCAUUUAAAUUUCCACAUUUUUUAGAGAUUGCAGCAAUGUUAAGUGGAGAUGACAGUUAUGUUGGACUGGAUGGUGCUCUAGUCGAAGAUAUGGAAGAUUCAGAGUUAACCAAACCUUUAUUCAGCUCUGUUUAUAAGGAUACAUUCCACCGGAAAUUAGAAGAUAACCAAAACCAAAAUGCACCAAGGAUGCCUAGCAAGGAACCCUUGGAAGAAGUAAAAGGGGAGUCUAAACCUAUAAAGCCACUUCAGCAUCCAUACGGUAGAAUAACAGGAGAGAUUUUAAAGCGAAGGAAUAGAACUAGUGAUUUGUCCAUUCUUGAGAGAAUGGCAGAUGAAGCUUGGACUUUAGGAUUGAAAGCAUGGGAGGAGGUGGAGAAGUAUGAUGAUGAGAAAGAGAUUGGCCAAAAUUCUGUAUACGAUGGGAAGACUGAGCCUUGUCCUUCAUGGGUAUCAAUGAAGGGAGCGGAGCUGUCUGGGGAGGAAAAGAUGAUGUUCCUUCCAUGCGGUUUAGCUGCAGGAUCUUCUAUUACAUUGGUGGGAACACCUCAUUAUGCACAUCAGGAGUAUGUGCCUCAGCUGGCAAGGUUGAGGAAUGGUGAUGGCAUUGUUAUGGUAUCACAGUUUAUGAUUGAAUUACAAGGGCUAAAGGCAGUGGAUGGGGAGGAUCCACCGAAGAUUCUACAUUUGAAUCCUCGAUUGAGAGGGGAUUGGAGUAAGCAGCCAGUCAUUGAGCACAACACCUGCUACCGGAUGCAAUGGGGGACAGCUCAGAGAUGUGAUGGUUUGCCAUCCAAGAAAGACGAGGACAUGCUGGUUGAUGGUUUUCUGAGAUGCGAGAAAUGGAUGCGGAAUGACAUUGUAGAUUCAAAGGAGUCAAAGACAACUUCAUGGUUCAAGAGAUUCAUAGGCCGUGAGCAGAAACCUGAAGUGACUUGGCCAUUUCCUUUUGUGGAGGGAAGAUUGUUUAUCCUGACAUUGCGAGCUGGUGUUGAUGGCUACCAUAUCAAUGUUGGGGGUCGGCAUGUGACCUCAUUUCCAUAUCGUCCGGGAUUUACCCUUGAAGAUGCAACAGGUUUGGCAAUUAAAGGAGAAGUGGAUGUCCAUUCUAUUUAUGCCACCUCUCUUCCUAGCUCUCAUCCAAGUUUCUCUCCUCAAAGGGUAUUGGAAAUGUCUGAGAAGUGGAAAGCCCAUCCUUUACCAAAGAUUCCUAUUCGGCUUUUCAUUGGUAUCCUGUCUGCUACUAAUCACUUUGCGGAACGUAUGGCAGUUAGGAAAACUUGGAUGCAAUCAUCAUCAAUCAAGUCUUCAAGUGUGGUAGUUCGAUUCUUUGUUGCAUUGAGCCCCAGGAAGGAAGUGAAUGCAGUGUUGAAGAAGGAGGCUGCUUAUUUUGGUGAUAUUGUGAUAUUGCCAUUCAUGGAUCGCUAUGAACUAGUAGUUCUUAAAACUAUUGCUAUUUGUGAGUUUGGGGUUCAGAAUGUUUCUGCUGCAUAUAUUAUGAAAUGUGAUGAUGACACAUUUGUUAGGGUCGAGACGGUCUUGAAAGAAAUAGAUGGUAUCUCCUCCAAAAAGUCUCUUUAUAUGGGCAAUCUCAACCUCUUACAUCGUCCUCUGAGAAGUGGGAAAUGGGCAGUCACUUUUGAGGAGUGGCCAGAGGCAGUAUAUCCUCCUUACGCCAAUGGACCAGGAUAUGUAAUUUCCCAUGACAUUGCAAAAUUUAUUGUUGCUCAACAUGGCAAUCGAAGUCUGAGGCUUUUCAAGAUGGAAGACGUGAGUAUGGGAAUGUGGGUUGAACAAUUUAAUAGUUCCAGGACUGUCCAAUACUCCCACAACUGGAAAUUUUGCCAGUAUGGAUGCAUGGAAAACUAUUACACUGCGCAUUAUCAAUCCCCACGACAAAUGAUCUGUUUGUGGGACAAGCUGUCAAGGGGUCGAGCUCAGUGCUGCAAUUUUAGAUGAUAACCCUGGAUACCACCAACAGAACCUUUAGAAGAUAACAGCAGCUCUGGCUGCAUCGUUUGCAUGUUCUUGUUUCCCACUUACAUCGUCCUUCGCAUAGCUGAUUCUUGGUCAUUUAAGUGGGUUCUAGAGAUGGCUGUGUACUAAGUCACAGCCAUCAUUUUGGGUUGAACUCGGACCGUUGGAUGCUGUAAUCGGGAGUGGUUAAUAGUUAGAUCAACGUAUAUUGGCUUGAACUAAUGUCAGGAAAAUUGUACAAUAAUUUUGUAUAUCUUUAUGAAGUUUGAUGCCUGUGUAGAGGCGAGAAGCCUCAAGAUCAAUGCAAAUUUUAUAUGAUCUUUGCAAAUUUUAUAUGAUCUAA
This is a messenger RNA of Ricinus communis (castor bean), 3129 nucleotides long. Its product is annotated as hydroxyproline O-galactosyltransferase GALT2. The coding region runs from base 717 to 2768 and encodes 683 amino acids. Gene Ontology annotation, cellular component: Golgi membrane. NCBI's taxonomy places the organism in Eukaryota, Viridiplantae, Streptophyta, Magnoliopsida, Malpighiales, Euphorbiaceae. The transcript is spliced from 7 exons. Gene Ontology annotation, molecular function: carbohydrate binding; galactosyltransferase activity. The record is from RefSeq and is a predicted model, not a curated record.